AUGGCAAAUAAUAGAACUAGUAGCAAUCAAAUCAACUGUGUUUCGCUUUGCAACACGAAUAACUCUCAACAACAGAGACAUCGAACAACUCCAUCUCAAGCACAAUUUCUUGAAAAUUAUUUCACAAAUAUUGAUGAUUUUCCUGAUUCAAAUAUGAGAGAAAAAAUCGCUCUUAAAAUUAAUAUGCCUUCUAAAAGUGUUCAUAUUUGGUUUCAAAAUCGUCGUGCAAAACGUAAGCAAGAAGACAGAACUCGUCAAGAACAAGAAACAAUUCGUUCUGCGCGUUCAUCAUCUUCUUCCGCUUCCACGUCGUCUCUCAAUCGUACUAUCCCUUCGCAACAACAGUCACGUGCAUCAGAACUGAUGAUUACUUCUCGCUAUUUGAUUUACGCUAAUACCCAUGGAAAUCAUCGUGACAAUCGUGGUUCCAUCACUUCUUCGCGACAGCCAUUGGCUCACAUGAAUCGUCAAAUUACAUUACAACAAAAUUGUUAUAAACUUGCACCAUUAAGAAAUGUAACUCCAAGAGACGAAGUAAUUAAUUCUCAGGGCGAAAACAUUAUGCUUCCAUCUUUACAUCGCAUCAUCUCUCAAAUUGUUUCUACAUCCUUUGGAGAUAAAAAUGUGCCGGUAAAUUGUAACAAUAAUACCUACCAUAAUUCAUCUCCUAAACAGUUUUCGUCGUCAUCAUCGUCUUCGUCUCACGAACAACCAUCAAUCAUAUAG
Messenger RNA from Racocetra persica, 726 nucleotides. Lineage: Eukaryota; Fungi; Glomeromycota; Glomeromycetes; Diversisporales; Gigasporaceae. The record is from the annotation of a GenBank genome assembly.